Messenger RNA from Aspergillus alliaceus, 1118 nucleotides. RefSeq lists its product as uncharacterized. The transcript is spliced from 2 exons. The record is from RefSeq and is a predicted model, not a curated record. NCBI's taxonomy places the organism in Eukaryota, Fungi, Ascomycota, Eurotiomycetes, Eurotiales, Aspergillaceae. Bases 180 to 1016 code for a protein of 278 amino acids.
CGGGAUCAUCACAGCCUUCACCAUCUCCUGUUUUCCCACUCCACAGAUGGCUCAGGUCUUUCUAUUAUCCUGUUCAACUGAAUAAGGGUAUCGAUAUCUCGAUUGAUAUCCUCCAUCUCCAUCUUUUGGGCCACGGUAGAGGGUUUUCUUCAAUUGCUGUUCCCUACGUAUUCCCUUCUAUGACUAUAUUCAUGUACUUCCCGACAACCACUUUCCAUACGACGAUGCCAGGCAUCAUGUCUGAGCAGGGUAACACUUCUAUUUUCGGUCCACAGUUGAGAAAGCGAAAGAGGGAUCCGAUCCAGCCGAAUUCUGUCGAUAUUCCUACUGCCACAAAGCUCAUUCCGUCAACUCUUCAUACAUUGAAUGGCACGUUUCGUUUAGACUACCCAAACCUAUCCUGUGAUAUUGGAGAGCCCUCCUCUCGCCAACGAUGUUGCCCCCGAAAACGACGAGUUCUUCAACAGGCGUACAUCCAUCCGCAGCUUAGAGAGUGCUUCCCGAAUAGGCCCUCUCCAUUGCCGGAGUCCAGCACAGCGCAGGUGAAACUGUUAUCGCCGAAUGUCUGCGUCCCCGCGACUUCUAAUAUUUCCUCCCCUCCAAUAUCUCCUAAAACCCUUGUUCCGCAACGAAAUACCUGCGCGCCUGCUUCAUGUUUGCGACCAUGCCACAUAUGUCACAGAAGGCCCACCACCAAAGAAGUUCUUGACGCAUACGCCGACUGUGGAUUGUGCGGUGAGCGUAGCUGCUACAUUUGUCUCCGCCAGUGUGAUGCGGCUCAUUGUAGCGGCUCGGCAUAUCUCCUCGGGGAGAGCCAUUUGUUUAGAGGUGCUUCAGAGCAGUUGCAAGAAGAAACAGGCGAUAGCAGGUCACUUACCAGACAGUCGAGAAAAAUAUGUUCUUACUGUUCGGUGGAGGGGGUGACAGAAACAGGGCUCGAGGUGGUCCGAUGUCUGGUUUGUGUACGGAAUCAUCUAUCACACUGGCAGCCCAAUUCUCCAGGCCUACAGAGAUAAAAAGCAUCCGCGUUCCGAAUGGCCGUCAAAUAAUAAACAGAUGGGACAGUCUGCUGUAACGAGACGAACUAAAAAGGGGGAACAUCAUAUUACCCUAGUUAU